Messenger RNA from Aplysia californica (California sea hare), 3204 nucleotides. RefSeq lists its product as uncharacterized. Bases 775 to 3204 code for a protein of 809 amino acids. Lineage: Eukaryota; Metazoa; Mollusca; Gastropoda; Aplysiida; Aplysiidae. The transcript is spliced from 2 exons. The record is from RefSeq and is a predicted model, not a curated record.
CUUUUUUCAUUUUUAUGUUUUAAAGUAGAACUAGAUAUAUAGAUCUAGAUAUCUAGACUACUUUCUCAGCACUUGAUAGACUAGCAAAGUAAUACUAUUCAUGGUGAGAUCAGGUUGUAGAAUCCUUUUUAUUGAAGGGCACAGAGGUAAUUUACAACGUUUCAAAGCGCAACGUGAACGUAAAUGAAUCAAUCAACUCUUUCAUGUUUCAGCCUUGCGCAGUCGCUCAUGGUCUAUGAACGAAUAGCCAACCAACGCACAGUCGACAGUCACUCAGUUAUAAUUGACCCACCGCACGUAGCACAAGCGCACUGGCUUGCCUAGGCCAAGGCGACUGAGAAAGCCUAGCUACUGACUCAACUGAGUGUGUGGAGUUUCAAUGUAUACGCAAAUCUUGCCGGUUUCAUUCAGCAGAGGUUUCAGUUUGUGAUAGUGACAAGGCUAGGCCUUGAUUUAGAGAAUUCGGGGAAUGGAUGUGUUUACUAAGAGAAGCUUCCAAGAUGCAGAGUGUCAACUUACUGUUGUCAUGUAACUUUGUUCGAUCGUUUGUUUACGAGAUUCUGCAGAUGUACUUUUUCGUGUGAGGACAUAAUCACUAUAAGGGAUGAUUAUUUUGCAUUUGGACCCCCUAAGAUUUCUUCCCAAGGAAGCUGCUGUCAUCUAUCAUUCAGCCAGGUUCUAUGAAUGGUUUGCCUUGUACCAGUUCGUGAGGACUGCACGUGACCUGACGUCUAGUGUCCACCUGUCCACCUUGUUGCUCUCAUACUUACAGAAAUGAUGCAGAUGGCCUGGGAGAGAGGGACUUCCUCCGGGAUGCAAGUCCCGUUUUCUCAAGUGCCGCCUGGUUUAUCAAAAGACAGGGCCCCGCCACCGUAUCCUCCUGCUCACGUCGUUAGACGAACAAACAACUUUCAAGCGCCUUAUCCCGAACAGUUUGACAGACUCACCCGUCCUUCUCAAAGCUAUGUAGACCACCCACUUGAUUCAUCUUUGUUCUGUGAUAGAUGGCCCACAAACAGCUUUCCAGAACCAUAUCCGGAACAGUCUGACAAACACAGCCGUGCUUCUGAAUACCACUCAAAUUAUCCGGAACAGUUUGAUAGACAGAGCCGUGCUUCUGAAUACCACAUACAUUUUCCGAAACAGUUUGACAGACACACCCGUGCUUCUGAAUACCACACAAGCCACCCACUUGAUUCAUCUUCUUUUCCCCCUAGAUUGCCGACAAGCAGUUUUCCAGAGCCAUAUCCGGAACAAUUUUACACACAUGUCCGAGAUCCGUCUUCUGCGAGAUGGCCUACAGGCAACUAUCAAAACUCCUAUUCUGAGCACUUUCAGGGACACAUCGUUGCUUCUCAUGAAUGCCAUAUAGACCACCUACGUCUUUCAUCAACAUGGUACACGGGGACGUCUCACCCAAACAGCAUGAACCGCCAUGGCUUUAACUCUAAAGAUUAUCAGUCAGCAUAUCACCCAAACCAAAUGAAAUCAGGCUUAUUACCCCCUCAACAGACUUGCAAAGAUCCUCAAACUUUUCCUACUCGAGAUGUGCCACCUUCAAGACGAUUCCUGGCACCAUUUUCUCCCCGCUCUGAAAAAGAUAGUCACAGAACACAAACGACUGUCCCGUACCCCACACCUUAUUGCAAAGACCAGCAGAUCAGUUUUGUUCCUCAGAAAUCUUCAGUAGGUGGUUGUCACCCACCAAAAUAUGAGAACCGAAAAAAGGUAUGUUCUGUGGAUCUUGCGCCAGCGAAACUACAACAGCCGCAAGCAAAAGACAUAGCACAACCGAGGUUUGCCGUCGCACAUUUGCCUCAGACUGUGAUUGAGAAGGCACAGCCAUGCCCGAUCAUAUCCCAAGCACACCCGCAAGGGCCUCUGCCAGUGCUAGAUAGCCGUCAGCGUGUACUCAACGUCCAAAAGACAUUGCAAGAAGAACUUCAACAGAUUCGGAAAGACCAGUCGGUUCAAAGACAGCGAAACGAGAGUCCCACAAUUUUUCUGUCACAGAAAAUCCAAAAACAACCUAUAUCUACUCAAAGUCUCCAACCCUCUAUUUAUCUCACAACAAAUGACGAACGCAGAUAUGAAGUCACCUCUGUUAAAGCAUCAGGACCCACUACCUCCGAUGUUCUAACUGAAUCUGCAGCCGUUCAGAAGCAAACUUUUGGUAUUGAUGCAAUUGCUUUAGACGGAGCCAGACGCCAGCACUCUUUAGGGCGUUCCUGUGAAGUAAAACCAGAGGAGACCUUGCGAGAAGUGCCAUCUCAAAAGCAGGGGAAAUCCGUCUUGGGUACACUGCAACUUGAAAACCGGACCAAGAAGCGAGGCGUCUGUGUAUUGGGCAAGGAAUUGGCAAAAAAUAAACAUGCAAAAAAACUAGACUGUAAGAACAAUGUUGCUGGCGAUUUAGGACGGCACAACCAUGUGUCGGUGGUUCCUCCUGAAAGUAAAACCAUAGAUUGCCAAGAUACUCGUGAUUUUUCAGGCUUUUCAUGCGUUAGAGAAAACCCCAUCAACACCAAAAGUAUUGUUCACAACACCAAAAGUAUUGGUCACAAUCCUCCGGCUACAGUAUUGGACUCUGUCUCAAACGCACAGGACAACCUUUUAUGCGGUAUGGAAAUGAUGAAGAAUACGUCUGUCGUUUUCUCUUGGGAAUAUGAUGGAAACCAAGGCAAACCAAAAGACUCCAAACAUGGUUUAUUCGCUCAGUUCAGCUGUCCUGUUUGUGCGAUUUCCUGUGACACAGAAUUUUGCCUGUUGGCGCAUUUGAAUGAAAACCACGGUGAAAUAGAAAGCAUAGUGUGUGCACUAUGCUCCAAGAGCAUAAGAAAGCUCAGUCUGUUUCGUCACCUGAACGCUAUGCACCUUAAUUCCUGCUGCCAGUUUGUCUGUGGUGGUAAAUUUUCUGGUGGUUGGAAGUGUUCUUUUACUUCAACUGAUUCAGCCGAGCUGCUUCGCCAUAUGGAGCUGAACCAUAAUCAAGAAGAUGUGUUCGAUUGCCACAGGUGUGGUUCAGAAAUAACUGGGGCGUUGGAUCUUAUUGUUCACCAAAAAAGUCUGGAGAGCUGCAACAUGAUUUAUGCACCGCCCUGUGCAGACCAAGAGAUCAAAGUGGAAAACGAGGACACUGACCAGAGUAACUGCAAUAGCUCAGCGCCCACGACAGCAGACCCCGGACAGGGAAAAGAACGGUGA